Messenger RNA from Cottoperca gobio, 623 nucleotides. It is a transcript of the gene coxfa4b, whose product is annotated as NDUFA4 mitochondrial complex associated b. The coding region runs from base 120 to 368 and encodes 82 amino acids. Gene Ontology annotation, cellular component: respiratory chain complex IV. The record is from RefSeq and is a predicted model, not a curated record. NCBI's taxonomy places the organism in Eukaryota, Metazoa, Chordata, Actinopteri, Perciformes, Bovichtidae. The transcript is spliced from 4 exons.
CCUGAAGGGUACAGAUCAUACAGCUGUUGCAUUGUGGGAUUGGCUGUCAGUCGAGGAGCGGUGCGCAUUUCUACCGGCACAUAUUCGCUUUAACGGACUGUGACAGCAGAUUGUCAGACAUGAUCGGGACCGUCAUCAAACAGCUCAAGAGCCACCCAGCUCUCAUCCCCCUCUUCGUCUUCAUCGGUGGCGGGGCAAUCAUGAGCGCGACAUACUUGGCUCGACUGGCUCUGAAAAACCCGGCUGUCUCAUGGGAUCGCAAGAACAACCCCGAGCCCUGGAACAGCAUAAAGCCCGAUCACCAGUACAAACUCUACUCAGUUAACAUGGACUACUCCAAGCUGAAGAAGGACGGGCCUGAAUUCUAAGUCGUCCAGUCUUCGCACCUCCGUCCCUGACAUUGUCGUCAGUGUGAGGAGCCUUUGCACUUUUUUUUGCCAAAUCCAUAACAAACCCAUGACGCUGAAUGAAGGUUGAAUCACUUGCACUCAUUCAGUCAAUUCAUUUCCAGUGUGAAGGGGGAAAGGGAUCAAUCUGGCAAACCACCUGUUUUACUAAUUCAUGAAUUUAUUUUUGACUUUGUGUCAAUUAUAUAAAAAUAAAAUAAAACUAUUUAAAUCUCA